AUAAAAAGUUUGUCGUUCCACCUAAGAGGGCUCCUUCAUGGAGUCUCAUAGUUUUCUCACCACACUUGACAUUAUCUGCGAAACAAUGACUAUAUAUAUAAGAAUCGCGGAUAUAUUGACAAACGAAGAAUAAUGACUGUCUCCUAAAGUCAGGGCCAGAUAAAAAGGGAUUUACUGUCAAACACCCGGGUUUUGGUGGAGUUCUCACUUAUCUAUAUUGGUGGAUUGAUUGGGUGAAAAGGCCCUGUGCCUGACUUUUUGGACUUUUUGCUUGCGGAAAGAACUUGGGGAUAUAUUUCACAGUUGAUGUUUGAAGUUCCUUUUUCGACUUUUUUUUUUUGGUGUGUGCUGUUUUAUUCAGUGAAUGAUCAAUCAUUUUUGGUGGAUUUUUUUCUUUUAUAAAAAGGAUAUUUUCAAACACCUUUUCUCAAUUGUUCUCUGACCUAACGGAUUUUGGAUGUAAACUACUUCUGCUAAACCUGGUGUGCGAGAAUCUGUACCUUGUGACACGUUGGCUAGACUUGAAUUGGAAGUAUUCUCUUUCUCUUUUUUUUUCACACUGAUAAUCGGAGAUUGAUUACAUUUGUGUAUUUAAUUUAUAUUCCAUUUAAAUUCUCUCAAGAUUUGGUAAGAUACGGAGAAUUUUUACAAUAGUGAUUAUUUACUACUAUUGUAGUCGGCAAGUACCAAGUUGACUUAAACUUUUAACAAGGAAACGAAUCAAUAUAAUGAGAAGUAUUAAAAUGCAUUUUAUUUGAAUUCGCUUCUUCAUGAUAAUUGUUCUUCUAGAUCAUUAGUCUGUGCAAACUUAAUAGCAUUAAAUAAGGAAGGCCGGCUACUUCGGAAUGUUUAAUUGAAUCAAUUAUUGAUUGGAAACUCAUACAUUAUGAAAUUGAAUGUGCUGUAAAAGUUUGUGUGAAUUUUUCGUUCUUCUUAUGUUUUUAAGAGGCCUCUUAUUUAAACAUUUGAUAGUUUCUGUCAAGUGAAGUUUGUUAUCAGAAAUUUGAUCAAGUGGGGAUUUUUGUCAAACAGCUAAAGAAGUUUUAAGUUUUAGAGCAGACAUCAAAAGGAAGAGAAAAAAAUUGUAAUGUGUAAUGUUGGAUUAUCCUCAGUGCAACAGUUCUUAAAAGUUGAUGAAACAACACUGAACUUCGAUGCAAAUAAACUCCCCAUCUUUCUAAUUCUCUAACACAAAGGACUUGAAAUAUAUUCUCUAACCAUGGACAAACUGCCUAAGAUAGUUCCAAAUCGGACCACCUCCCAGCCUGUUUAUAGCAGCCUGCUGAGGGACAACUCCAGUGAGAGGAUGAUUAGCUCCCCGCUGUCCCUCCCACCCCCUCAAGAGUUCAUGUCAUUUAACGGAUUACGCGAGCUGCACUCUGCUCCAGGGUUCAAUGAUGAACAUCUACCUGCAGAAUUGAUCUACGACUCGGAUGAUGAGGAGUUCUCGGAUGUCGGAUCUUGGAUAGAGGGAGAGUUGGAUGAGGAAGACUUGAUGGAGGAAAUUGGCAAUAUGAUUCCAUUUGAACUGUAUACUAAGAUUUUAAAGGAAAAAGAACGGAAACAUAAUUCCGAUUCAGAUGAGGAGAGCAGCUUCAGCGACAAAGACAAGACCCAGAGGUUGGAGGAACAGAUCAAACUUCAUCACCUCCAUCUGUUGAUGAAAGCUUUCCAGGAACACAGACCAGGUGACAUCAUCAAGCAGGCGGGGUCGGCCUACUUCCCGGCCAAGGUUGAGAAGAGGACACCAGGGGCCAUGAACCUCGAGGAGUUCAAGGCCACUGUGGCUCAAGUGCUCAAAACUAAUGAGUAUGAAGAAUACCUGGAAAAAUUAUUCACUAAGCUUGACACCUCUCUAGAUGGCUAUGUGGAUUGGAAUGAGUUCUGUACCUACAUGCUUCUGUUGUACAGGGAAAACGACUACAUGAGGACCAAGAGAGAAAUCCCUUUCCUUGUGGAACCCAAACUCAGACACAUAGUGCACAAUAGGCAAGAACAAACAACAAAGAUGGUGGCCACAACAGGGACAGUACGAUAUAUCACCAUUAGCAAAGAGGGAGUGGUGAAUGUAUGGCAACCCAGUCUAAACUACGUAGAGAAAUAUUACUCCAUCAGUAAUGACGAGAGUGACUCGUCUGGUCAAAAGAGGCGCUUCAAGACCUGGGUAACAGACGCCAUCUUCUUGCCCAACUGUAAUAAACUGGUUAUCGGCUCCACGAGUCGAGAUAUUCGAUUCUACGACUGUUCCACAAAUCAACAUUUCGAGGAGUUUCAACUGUUUGCUAUGUCAGAUGUCCCCUACUGUUUCGACUACUGGUACGAUACAAAGAACCCUAGUAACCCGUCCAAACUUAUAUUUGGGGUUGAUACUGGCUAUAUUCACACAAUGACUUUUAAGAAGCCGGUUUCUCAGCUGUUUGAAACACCAUUCAAGAAUGAUGAAGGGGUACAGAAAAUUUUCUGGAGUGAAAUAGAAAAAGGACAACAGUCCCAGUUUGUGUCCCACGAGAAGAUUUCCCACGGGGACCCCACCCUGCAGGUUCUCCCCGACAUUGUCAAACAGGUCAUGUACCUCCCCGACAACGAUUACAUCAUCUCCUCCACCAGCAGCGCCCAACAGUCACUGGUUAUCUCCCCUGCUGACAGGAAGGACUUCAAGAAAUCCUACGUCUUCAACAUUGACAAGGGCAUCGAGUCUUUCGAUCACAAUAAGAACUUGAAUAUCCUGGUGACUGGCAGUCUGGAUCAUGUGGUUCGGAUCUGGAAUCCAUAUGUUCCAGCCAAACCAAUGGCAGUGCUCCAGGGUCAUGCCACAGGGGUCAUGGGGGUCAAAAUCCAUGAGGGACUGGUCCAAGUUUUCAGUUAUUCCAAAGAUGCUGUGAUCAAAGUGUGGGACAUCAAGGAACACUCUUGCCUUCAAACAGUGGUGCUCAAAUUUCCCAGCAGUAUCCAUGGCAGAAUGCCUGAACACGGCACCUUCCCCAUGCACAUGCAGCCAGCUCCCCACAAUGCAUUGCUGGUGACCUGUAAUGACUACAUAGGCAUGCUCAAACUUGGACACACUUCACAACCAAAAAACCUGGACGCAGUUACCCAUGAUUCCCAGCUUUGUGGGGCAAUUUACAACAAAACUUUUAAACAGGUGGUAACAGGAUGCGACUCCUCAAAUGUUGCAGUCUGGGAGUUGGAGAGUGGGAACAAGGCCAUUGUGUUCUCCAAUGCUCACGGUGAUGAAGAAAUCACUUGUAUGGCCUUUGAUGAGAGCUACAGAAGGCUGCUCACUGGAGCUAGGAAUGGAACAAUCAAGGUAUGGAACUUCCAGAAUGGCCACAAUCUUCAUAAACUGGAAUCUGUGUCGGAGGCUGAGGUUACAGGGAUCUUCCCUUGUGCCGACAGGAAGAUCAUCAUCUCAGUGGGAUGGAGCCGGAAGAUAGCGGAGUAUGAUGACUCAGAUCCUGAUAACAUGUAUAUUCCUGCAAAUCUAGGGUGGAAGGGAGGACAAAUUCACCAAGAUGAUAUUCUGUCCAUGGACUAUGCCUCUCCCAACUACCUGGCCACAGGGGGGUAUGACGGAGAGAUUGCUGUGUGGGACACAGAGACAGAGAAAAUGUUAAUAAGGCUACGCAAAGGACAGCAGGCAGACAUACUAAAGAAGAUUGAAGCCAUGAAGGAGAUGAGUGUACUCAGUAAGAACAGUACUACCACCGAGUCCCAGAUGAGUGCUGAUGAUCACCCCCUGUCUCCCCUCAAAAUCCCCCGCCCCAACUCACGGCACAGAAAAUCUCACAGAGUCCCCAGAGGACAACCCUCUCCAGUAGACAAACUUCUGUUCCUUCCCUCCCGCCUCACCUCCAAAACCUCCGACGCUGCCAUGCUCAUUUCCAGCGAGGCUGGCUACCUCCAUUGGUGGGCUUUGUUUGGUGCUAAACAUGAAGUUGGCUAUUUCUAUGCUCCUGACAACAAGGAUGAGUCGGUGCUAGGACUGUGUACGGACCCUUCCAAUGAUAAUCUGUACUCAGGGGACACGACCGGUAACAUCAAGGUCUGGGACAUCAGUGGCUACUGUAGGCAUGCUGAGGAGAGGAGAAUCAAGACCAGUCCUGAGUUAAUCAGAAGCUGGCGAGCUCAUGACUCGAGUAUCGUGAGCCUUGAGUUUGUAGAGCAUGAGGAUGGAAACUACAUUGUGAGUGCCUCCACCGACCAAACAGCCAGACUCUGGUCCACAGAGGGACACUAUGUGGGAACAUUUGGCCAAAAAAAAUCAUGGAACUUGAAGAACAAAUUAACUUGGGCUCAUCCAAAGACUCCUUGGUCCACAAAGUCUACCUCCUCAGCCGACAGCAGGAAAAACAGGAACCACAGUAAAUCAGACUCCACGUCCAGUGUGAAAACCUCGAGCAACGGCGAGCCAGGAAAGGAAGUCUCAGGACCAGUGGUCAAUGGGAUCUCCCGGGAAACCACACAGAAUGGGGAAAUGGAAAAAUCCAGCAGGGAAAAGGGGAAGGGCCUGCAUGAUGAGGAGGAGGAGGGUUUAAAUGGUGAGGGAGAGGAUACAAUAGACUCAGAUUUCAGUCUGGGUAUUAGGUCCCAGUCCUUUGCUACAGGCCCGCCAAAAGUUGAAAGAUCUCAGACAUUCCUUGGUGCUAAGGUUGCUCAACAGUUGCAGACCAUUAAAGAAUCGCGGAUAGAUCGCAGAAUCCGACUCAGCAAAGAUGUCAACUUCAAGGACAUACACAAGUUUGGCAAGAUCUGUUCUCCCUACCGAGCCCUUAAUACAAAAGAUGUUGAAGAAAUCAAAAUCCCAACCAUUUUACCAAUGAGCCAGAGGAUGAUGAAUAAGGGCUAUGAUCCAGAGAACAUGAACACAGACACACUAAAAAGCAUGGACUUUUCUUACGGUAGCCCUGACUCGCCCCCUAGUGGUGACCAGACAGGGGAGAGAAGCAAGGACAGAACUCCCAUUAAGUCUCAAACAGCGGGCACGCACAGGAAACCGGCCAGACUGGCACCUCUGAAGAAGACUAAUACUGUCAUGUGAGAGAGAGAGAGAGAGUUCAAAUAAGAGAGAAAGCUAGCUGACUACUAGAUUACAAUGAAAGAUUUUUGACCAGCUACACGCCUAUGUUUGUGAAUAUACAUGUACAUUUAAUACCUGCACAAUCUACGCAUGAAUUUAUGUAACGUGUACUUGCAAAAACAGGGAUGGACAAUUUUCAAGUACUGCUGGAUACAAGUUUGUCAUAUCUACCUACAACAAUCUUGUGGUUUCUGACAUUGGUUGAAUUGUUGUUAGUUUUAAGUGCUAGUCACUGCCAGUUCCCAUUAAUCCAUCUACAUUUUAGUUGAUAAAAUUGUAUUGAACUUAUCAUAUUGAUAUAUGGAUAAAAAAUAAUUUUGAAUACAAACGUGUAAAUUUUGGGGGUUUUUGACAGCCAAGACAAAAAUUUUUUUAUUUCAAUCAAACAAUUAGGGGAAUGAUGAUGCUGAUAAUGACUGAGAUUUUUUUUAAAAAUCCAACUAAACUGGUGCGUAAGGUAUAAAAGAAUUUUUUAUUUUUUUUAAAUGCCCAUUGUCUUUCAUGUAGCACAUUGUGAUGUUAUAAUUUAUUAGUUACAUUUUAAAUAUUUUAUUGAGAACGAUAUUGUGAUAUUUUUUUUUUGUUCUGCUUUUCAGCAAUUUUUACUUGCUGAGCAUUGCAGUAUAUUAUCUACUCUAGAAAUUUUUAAAAAUAAUAAAAAUUGUUAUAAAUUGU
Messenger RNA from Magallana angulata, 5752 nucleotides. RefSeq names its product WD repeat-containing protein on Y chromosome-like. The record is from RefSeq and is a predicted model, not a curated record. The transcript is spliced from 22 exons. Gene Ontology annotation, molecular function: protein binding; calcium ion binding. The coding region runs from base 1220 to 5038 and encodes 1272 amino acids. NCBI's taxonomy places the organism in Eukaryota, Metazoa, Mollusca, Bivalvia, Ostreida, Ostreidae.